Messenger RNA from Stegostoma tigrinum, 1733 nucleotides. Its product is annotated as early estrogen-induced gene 1 protein-like. The record is from RefSeq and is a predicted model, not a curated record. Lineage: Eukaryota; Metazoa; Chordata; Chondrichthyes; Orectolobiformes; Stegostomatidae.
CUCUCACACACAUACACACACACACUCUGGCCGGGCCCAUGGCUUUCAUCAUGAAGAAGAAGAAGUUCAAGUUCCAGACCUUCUUCAGCCUGGAGGAGCUGGCCGCCGUGCCCUUUGUCAACGGGGUGCUGUUCUGCAAAAUCCGCCUCCUGGACGGUGGGGAUUUCACCCAGCUCUCAACCAGGGAGGAAGUUCAAGAGAAUUGUGUUCGUUGGAAAAAGAAAUUCAGUUUCAUUUGCAAGAUGAGUGCAAAUCCAGCAACUGGUGUUCUGGAUCCUUGCAUCUGCAGAGUAUCUGUACGUAAGGAACUGAAAGGUGGAAAGACGUUUUCUAAGCUUGGAUUUGCUGACCUCAAUCUAGCGGAGUUUGCUGGUUCAGGCUCCACUGCACGCUGCUGUUUGUUGGAGGGCUAUGACACAAAGAAUACACGACAGGACAACUCUAUCCUUAAGGUCACCAUAGGCAUGCAACUGUUGUCAGGAGAUCCUUGUUUCAAAACGCCUGCGUGUACUGCCAAGUCUAUUUCAAUACCAGGCCAAGACAGCUCCUUACAGCUGGACUGUAAGGGAGAUGGGACCACGGACAAUACUGUUGCCUCUGGGGGCUUGCAUUCAGUGAGGCAGCCAAAGCCUCGGCCUCCACUCUCUUCAGGCCUGACUGAAGAUGCCGAUCAGACUCCUUCCAGUCCAGAUGAAGUGUUUCAAACUGGUCAUUCUCGGAAUUCCAGCUAUGCCAGUCAGCAUUCUAAAGUGUCAGGUUACAGCACUGAGCACUCUCGGUCCUCUAGCCUUUCGGACCUAACUCACCGGCGUAACACAUCCAGCAGCAGCAGUGCCUCUGGAGGGCUCAGUAUAACUGUUGAAAGCACAGAGGGGGAGAAGGAACACAAAGCGGAGAGACCACCCCGGCCCCCGAGGCCAGCACUCCCACCAGAAAGGCCACCCAGACGGAAAAAGGAAACAGUCGAGAGUCAACCUACUUGGGUUGAUGACACCAGAAUCGAUGCAGAUGACAUUGUGGAAAAAAUCGUGCAGAGUCAAGAUUUCACAGAUGUCAGUAAUGCUGAAGACAGUAAUUUGAGGCUGUUUGUAAGCAGAGAUGGAACAACAGCACUCGGUGGCAUUCAGCUGGGGAACAGGGUGUCUGCGGGUGUGUUUGAGCCUGUUGUUAUUGAGAGCCGCUGAGAAACUUGAGCCACUCUGCACCUACUUAACCACUUUCCAUUUUGAGCUCCUUGCCUACUGCACUUCUAGUCUUAUCCAUCAGGUCAUGCCACCCACCAACUCAGCUGGACUGGAAGAAGAGGGUGGCCAUUUGUAUCCAAAAACCUUCUCCACCCAAGAAUUGGCCGAUUGUUGAUUCUGACUUCAUUGGAGUAAAUAGGGAAUUGGGUGGGACUUGGCUCCCAUUUCAAAGAAAAGACCUCCAUUUGUUUCUGUUUUGGAACCUACUGAACCAGUACGGAGAUCAGGAUUUAAGCUGAGAAGUAAUCGUUUUUGUGACAUUGAAAUGUCAUUCCAGAAAUCCUCUUGAAACAACAAUUAAAUGCCAAAACAGUCUUGGCUGAGAGGCGUUUUAAAGGGGAUAGUUUUUCCUUGAAAUAUUGUCAUCCUAGUGUUAUUCCAAGGUGAACCAGAGUACUUGCUUCCCCUCCUCAGCCAUUUUGUAGACCAGCGCUAAAUUCUGCACAUUGCCCUGUCAAUGUUGUUGCAUAAAGAAACUUGUUUUUUAAA